This is a messenger RNA of Sardina pilchardus (European sardine), 903 nucleotides long. Its product is annotated as olfactory receptor 52N1-like. NCBI's taxonomy places the organism in Eukaryota, Metazoa, Chordata, Actinopteri, Clupeiformes, Clupeidae. The transcript is spliced from 2 exons. Gene Ontology annotation, biological process: detection of chemical stimulus involved in sensory perception of smell; G protein-coupled receptor signaling pathway. The coding region runs from base 1 to 903 and encodes 300 amino acids. Gene Ontology annotation, cellular component: membrane. The record is from RefSeq and is a predicted model, not a curated record. Gene Ontology annotation, molecular function: odorant binding; olfactory receptor activity.
AUGUCUGGAUCUGAUUCUGUAUCCACAGCUGGCCAGGGAACAAGGAUGGAAAACAUGUCCACUGUCAGUGACAUUCUUGUGCUGGAAGAAUUAGGACACCCUGAAUCAUUUGCAGAUGUUGUAUUCUAUACUCUACUCUUUGUCUAUAUUACACUGCUGAUAACCAAUUUUGGUGUUCUUGUUAUCAUCAUCAGAGAGAAAAGCUUACACCAACCCAUGUACUUGCUAUAUUGCAACUUGUCAGUGAAUGAUAUCCUUGGUAACACUGUUAUACUACCUCAACUGUUGUUUGACAUGGUAACUAAAAACAGGUUGAUUUCUUAUAAUGCGUGUGCUUCACAGAUAUUUUUUACUCAUACUUUUGCUUCAGCAUCACACACUAUACUGAUCAUAAUGGCUAUUGAUAGUGUACUAGUGGGCCUCACAAUUAGGUUAUCUCACUGUAGAUCACUUGUUCCAAAUUUUUAUUGUGACAAUGCCUCCCUAUUCAAGUUAUCUUGUGAAGAUGUGUCUAUUAAUAAUAUCUAUGGACUGUUCUACACUGUGGUAAUAUUGUCCUCCUCAAUGGGGACUGUUGCUGUCACAUACAUUAGAAUUGGUGUCACAUGCCUGACUAAGAAAAAUGCAGAGCUCAACAGCAAAGCCAUCCAAACAUGUGCAAGUCAUUUAGUCUUGUAUCUGAUAUUGUUGUUCUCUGGAUUCAUUAUUGUCAUCAUGCAUCGGUUUCCAGAUUCUCGCUUUUUAAGAAAACUCAUGGCUAUUCUUUUUCUUACCGUUCCUGCCAAUUUAAAUCCAAUUAUUUAUGGCCUACAGACUAAACAUUUAAGAUUGAAAAUUUUGCAAAUAUUUAAAAGAAAAAUCACACCUGAGGAUCAUGCAAUUGUUAACCAUAGAAACAACUGA